GCAAGAGGACAGCUUUUAACAUAAUUGCUUGGCUUUUGAGAAAUUGUUUCUUAAAAUCUAAACCCAACCCAACUUUUACGUUCGGAGCUCUGAGCCACUGUCAUAGUGACCCAGACUCAGCCUUUGGAUCUGUGGUACUUGUAUAUCUGAUCUUUUAACGACAGGAAAAAUUCCAGUUUUCCUUCAUGGUAAUCCGGCAUUCGCAGUGUGUUCAGUCAUGGAUCUUAGUGUAAGAAAAAGACGGCACCCCGAGGAGUUAACGUCUCCAAUGUCUUCGUCAAAUCAAGAAACACUGUCAAGAGAGCAUGUCGCCGCCCCAGCUUGCCACCAAGGUAUGCCAGAUCUUUCCGCGCUUCGGCCCCGUCAUCGAAGAAAAGGAAUUCCCGUAAAAAUGACACUGUCUAACAGAACCACAGUGUAUCCGUUAUACAAGGAAACAGGAAUCGAACAACGAGUUCCACGUCCGUGUGCAGAGAGUCAAAGGAUGCCACAACGACGGGUGGAGCAACUGCCUCCCCACGUAUCCUCCAAUCAGCACCUGCUUCAAGGUUAUAUUGACACCCACGACGUAACGAGGGGUAACCAACAUAAUGUGAGCGAAAAAUUCGAAGCGUCAGCUCCAGAGCAAAGAGAGAACCAGCGUAGAAAGGACACGCCUACAUAUGGUUACCAUGGCAGCCAAAACACUCAAUCGAUACUCUCAGGGACCAAAGAGGUCGCGCAAAAGCUGCUUGAUGAUCAAUCCCACAGACAACCAAUCUCAUAUCUCAACACAAAGACGAAAGUUAUUUCAUCCAAAAAGCGUAGAGAAUCAGGCAGGAUCUGUGAUCAAGGGAUACACUCUAGGCGACAACCACUGCCCCAGACCCUUGGCCCACAAUCCGCGUCUCUGCCCCCUCCUACCCUUCAUAACAUCCAUCAACCUUCCCAAACCCCGCCCGCCCUUCACAUCGACUUGUCCCAACCUUCCCCACCCUCGCUCACUCUUCCCAUUGACCUCUCUAAACCUUCCCCGCCCCCGUCCACCUUUCAAACCCAGAUCUCUCAGUCCUCUCGUCCAACCCUUCACAACGACCCCCCUCAACCUUCCUCGACCCUGCCCAUCCUUCCAAUCGACCUCUCCCAACCUUCCAUGUUUCAAACCCCUUCAACUCUUCGUAACAUCCCUCAACCUUUCCAAACCCCGCCUACCCUUCCAAUCAUCCUGCCUCAACCUCCCUCUACUUCAACAACCCAUCAUAUCGACACCUCUCGAUCUUCUACACACUCGCUCCCCCCUCGAAACAACCCCCCUGAGUCUAUGCCGCCCCCACUCCCACCCAUUCUUCAAAAUCACCCCGCUCAUUCUCCCUCGCCCUCAUCCGCCCUUCCAAUCGACCUCUCCCGUCCUUCCACACCCCUAUCCACCCUUCACAACGACAACCCUCAAUCUUCACCUCACCCACCUAUCCUUCAUAACAGUCCCUUUCAGUCUUACCCACCUGCUCCCCAAUCAACCUUUCACUGGGACCCACCUAAAUCUUACCCGCCCAACCAAUACAAAACCGCCUAUCAAUCCUCCCCGACCACCAUUCACAACAACCCACCCCAAUCUUCCCUGCCCACCCUCCAAAACAACCCACCAAAAUCCCUCCUUCCCACCAUUCACAACAACACCUAUCAACCUUCCCCGACCAUCAUUCACAACAACCCCCCUCAGUUUUUAACAUUCCCGCCCAGCCAAUACAACAAUACUCUUCAAAUUUUCCCACCGCCUCUCUCGUUCCCCCGACACAGCCACCCCCCUAAAUCUUCCCCGUCCACCCUCCAAAACAUCCACCCUCAAUUUUCCCUGCCCACCAUUCAAAAUAACUCCUCCCAUUCUUCCCUGCCCACCAUUCAAAAUAACUCCUCCCAUUCUUCCCUGCCCACCAUUCACAAUGACUCCUCCCAUUCUUCCCGGCCCACCCUCCGAAAGAACCCCCCAAAAUCCCUCCUGCCCACCAUUCACAAUGAACCUCCACAGUCUUCAACAUUCCCGCCCAACCAAUACAACAAUGUCCUUCAGUCUUCCCCACCGCCUCCCCCAUCAACCCUUCACCGCAAUCCAUCUAAAUCUUCCUCGUUCACCCUCCAAAACAACCCCCCAGAAUCUUCUCUGCCCAUCCUUCACAACAACCCCCAUCAAUCUUCUCCGCUCACCCUUCACAACAACCCCUCUCAGUCUUCAACAUUCCAGCCAAACCAAUACAACAAUGUCCUCCAGUCUUCCCCACCGCCUCCCCCACCCACCCUUCACUGCAACCCACCUAAACCAUCCCCAUCCACCAUUCAUAACAACCCCUUUCAUUCUUCCCCACCUACUCUACAAUCAGCCCUUCAUUGCGACCCAUCAAAAUUUUCCCCGCCCAACAAACACAACACCCACCAGUAUUCCCACCCCACCCUUCACAGCGAACCUCCUCAGCCUGCCUCAUCCCCGCCCACUCUCCAAGCUCUGCCCCCACGCACAUCCCAUCCGACCUCCGCCACAGUGUCCUCGUCCUCCCUGCCCUCCCGCACUCUCCAGGAGAACGCCUCCCAAGAGUCAACUACGACUUCACAGAGUGAUGACAUGUUCAGCUUCUCUGAAAGCUGUGAGACCCUCCAUAACAUCACUUGGGAAGUAGUCUGGGAGACCAGCCCUAAACCCGACAGUAGAGCCUCCCAGACGGACAGCAACAUUUCCAUUACUGGGACAGAGUCAAGAGAAGAAAGUGGCAGCGGACCAAAUUCUUUAACCUUACAAGAUGCUCAAAUUCACUCAGAAGAUAAAACUGAAAUUUCAUCUUCAAAGAUAGGUUUGACGCUUAGCGACGUCGGAAAAUCUCCAACUAUGCCAGGCAGGGCUGGAGACAAUGACCAGUCUACGUCUGGAUACGACAGCAAAGAGAGUUAUAAGACAGCGCACGAAAACGAGCUCCCCAAAAACAUUCCCACCAGCAAAACAGACAACCAGAUACCCUCAACUUCAGGUGUCAACAUCUACACGACGUCAGAACCAAGAGUAAGCCUAGAUGCUAGCGCAGGAACCAUCACGAGAUCUAGCACAAGAUGCGAUCACCUGACAACAAAUUCCUGGUGCCAAGAAAAGAGGUGCAGGAAGAACAGUGGUUCAGGGCAAACAUGCAAGAAGGUACAGAGGCAAGGGACGUUGGCCAGCAGAGUGCUCAGGCUAGAGCGCGAGCACGAGAAGUUGUUGGAAGACAGCUCACUAAUGUGGAUGGGGCUUGAAGAGCUAAGAAAACAAUUGUACAAUUUGUCCAGGACUAGGACAGAGCCAAGUGAAGAAAGCAGCGGACCACCAUGUUUGAGUCCACAAGAAAUCAUCCACCCCUUAGAGGACAAAUCCGGAUGCUCGCCUCCAAAUAACGAUGUAGCGCCAAGCGACGUCCGAAAAUCCCCCACCAUGUCAAGAGGAACUUCAGAUGACAACAAGCUGUCUACUCUCAGCCACAACGGCGAAAUGUGCAGUAGCAAAGCAGACAACGACAACCCGUCAACAACUUCCUCGAGUACACCCAGCAGCACCCAAGACGACAAGAGAUGUUCUACCUCAGGUUUAAACGGCUGCAUGACGCCAGAGUCCACAGCAGGCUGUGUUGUUAGCCCGAAUGCCGGUAUCAAUGCCAACUCCCACAACAUUUCCUCCAGGGCAGACAGCGAUAUUCCUGAGACUAGGACAGAAGGAAGCAGUGGAGAGCCACCGGUUUUGAGCCCACAAGACAUCCACUUUCACACUGGGGAUAAACCUGAAAGCUGGUUUCCAACGAAGAAGAAUACGACCUCUAUCGGCGAUGUUAGAAAAUUGCCCACCAGGUCAGGUCUAGAUGGAGACGACCUCAAACUCUCUGCUUCCCCUUUCGCUGGCCAUAUGGCGUCAGGCCAGAGAACAAAUCGUGAUACUAGAGUGGGUAUCGGCUCAAGACUUAGCAAAAUGUACGUUCAUCUGAAGCAACCACGGAACAGGCAAAACGAAAGUUCACAGCGAUCAAACAAAAAGAAACAACGAAGGACGUUGGACAGCAGAGUCCUGAGGUUAGAGCAGGAGUAUGAACAGAUGUUGAAAGACAACUCACUCUUGAAUGAAGAAGUAGCAGGGCUAUGGAUAGAAGUGCGUCAUAUUUCCAGGACAAGGGCGGAGCCAAGUGAAAAAAGCAGCAAUGGACUGAUCUUUUUGAACCCGCAAGUUCCUCAUUUCAACCCUGAUGACAAUGUUGACCACUGGUCUAAAAUAAUAGAACCUGUGCUUGACGCCGUCAGAAAACCGCCCACCACGUCUCACAAAGAUGCCGACAAUAAAGAGCAGUCUACUGUCAUUUUCAACGGGGAAAUUUUUAUGAACAGAGAUGACAACUACUCACUAACACGCUUACAAUCACAGAAGACGACUCCAAGUUGAAGACAGAUCCCACAAACAUGGCCAUCAGAGCUGCCAACGACAAUACGCUCUCUUUUAACGGCCACAUGACUCCGGAACCAAAGGAUGUAUGCCGAGAGCGCACUCAAAAAGAAAGGACCGGGAGACGUAAGAAAAGAACUCUUCCGCACCCAGAACACGCUCCCAACCAAACGUUCUUCCCCAGUCAAAUUUCUACCCUUGACCACGUUCAGUGAACACUGAGCAUACAGAAAGAAUUUUUUAUGUUCCCACACCCCAGCAUGCCCCUAAUUAUUACGUUGCCGCAUUUAUGGUCGACUAGUAUUAUAAAUGUAAUGAUGUUUACGGCAUAUCAGUAUUCUUAAGACUUAAAACAAACAGAAAUGGAAUUUUAGAGCCAAUUCUAAUAAUCAACAAUGACAACUGGUAGAUUGUAACAGAAAGGCAAGGUGCAUUCCAAGCAAAGCAAGUUCUGCAAAAUCCGACCAGAAGACGUUUUCUCAAGAAAAUGUCAUGAUAUUAGUAAGCGCAUAUAAUCAACAUAAAAUGAAAUCUGUGGUUGCUACGGCAUACCACAAAAGUGGCAGACCAAUUAACUAGCGACAAAAUGGAUGAUUAAGAAAAAUGUGUAUAUAAUGUGUUUUUAAAAAUUAUAUUACUUCUAUCAACUGAAUUGUAUACAUAAUGUUUAUUUACCUAUCAAAUAAUAACAACAGAAUGAAUGGUUAGGAAGAAAUCGUGUAGAUAAUGUAUUUACUAUGACCGGGUCCAACAAUAAAACACCGAGCUUGCCAAUAGAA
Molecule: messenger RNA, 5199 nt
Organism: Aplysia californica (California sea hare)
Lineage: Eukaryota; Metazoa; Mollusca; Gastropoda; Aplysiida; Aplysiidae
Product: flocculation protein FLO11
Exons: 2
Coding region: 218-4420 (1400 amino acids)
Source: RefSeq, a predicted model, not a curated record